Verticillium dahliae VdLs.17 is the source of this 1983-nucleotide messenger RNA. Its product is annotated as calcium/calmodulin-dependent protein kinase kinase. Lineage: Eukaryota; Fungi; Ascomycota; Sordariomycetes; Glomerellales; Plectosphaerellaceae. Gene Ontology annotation, cellular component: cytoplasm. The coding region runs from base 1 to 1983 and encodes 660 amino acids. Gene Ontology annotation, molecular function: protein serine/threonine kinase activity; ATP binding. The record is from RefSeq and is a predicted model, not a curated record. The transcript has 5 exons. Gene Ontology annotation, biological process: intracellular signal transduction; protein phosphorylation.
AUGGCCGCUCCCGAGAUACCGGCAGCAAGCCUGUCCUCGCCCGAGAUUGCCAUUCAUAGCGGCGACGGUUUCGAUUCCGAGCCUCGUCCACCCCUGACCCCUCACAUGUACGUCCAGCCUUCUCGCGAAUCCCAUGCCUUGGACUGGUCUCACCCUCAUCCACCCCGCGCCGCACCCACAUCACCCUCGGAACCCACAGCACACACCAAGAGCUAUCACAGCCCCAUGCGCCACCACCGUCGCACACCAUCCGCCCACCGCGAGGUCAAGGAGACCCUCGACGCCCGCACAGAGUACCCUGGUGAAGGGGACGAGGGCCAGAACCACCACCGCAUCAACCAGUACAUCAUCAAGGAGGAGAUUGGCCGAGGCUCCUAUGGCGCCGUCCACCUCGCUGUCGAUCAGUUUGGUACCGAAUAUGCCGUCAAGGAGUUUUCCAAGGCGAGGUUGCGCAAGCGCAUACAGUCGAGCAUGCUCCGCCAGGGCCCGCGGCGCCCUCAACGCUUCUCUCGCUCGGGCCUCAAUGGACCGCUGUCUCCCCCUGCCACGGCAUUCGGCUCGCUUGGCGCGCCCUCCGCUGCAGACGAGAAGGACGCCCUGUUUCUCAUCCGAGAAGAAAUCGCCAUCAUGAAGAAGCUGAACCACCCAAACCUCGUUCAGUUGAUCGAGGUGCUUGAUGACCCCGAGGAGGACUCGCUGUACAUGGUGCUCGAAAUGUGCAACCGCGGUGUCGUCAUGAAAGUCGGCCUCGGGGAGACGGCGACGCCCUACAGUGAGGAGUGCUGCCGUUGCUGGUUCCGCGACCUGAUCCUGGGCAUCGAGUAUCCUCCAGUCCACGCCCAAGGUGUCAUUCACCGCGAUAUCAAGCCGGACAAUCUUCUUCUGACGGAAGACGAGGUUCUCAAGGUCGUCGACUUUGGCGUCUCAGAAAUGUUCGAGAAGCCAGACAGGAUGAUGACGGCCAAGUCGGCCGGCUCCCCCGCCUUUCUAGCCCCUGAGCUCUGCGUGGCCCGCCAUGGUGACGUCUCGGGCAAGGCUGCUGAUAUCUGGUCCAUGGGUGUCUCUCUGUACUGCCUACGCUACGGCAAGCUGCCUUUCAGCCACGACGGCGUCUUGGAGAUAUACGAGGCGAUAAAAAGCGAUCCUCACGAGGUGCCAGAAGAUGAGAAUCCUCACUUGGCAGACCUCCUAAGCAAAAUCCUCGACAAGGACCCCCAGAACCGCAUCAAGAUGGCCGACCUACGGCAACAUCCCUGGGUCACCAAGGAAGGCGCCGACCCCCUGCUCUCGGAAGACGAUAAUUGUGCGAUGCUUGUCGACCCCCCUAACGAGCUUGAACUGAACCGCGCCUUCACCAGGAAGAUGAACCAUCUCCUCUGCGUCAUGAAGGCCAUCCAGAAAUUCAAAGUCGUCCUAGCCCGGCACCGCGCCAACGCCGCCAGCCGCAGAGAGGACGCUCUGCUGCCUGCCCCCGAGGAGUCCGAUUUCGACCCGGCCGAGGCCCGCGCCCGCGCCGAGGAGAUUGAGGCUCUCGUCGAGCGCCGUCGCAAUUUUAUCGCCCGCCACAACUCGAGUCGCGGCACCGGCGACGGCAGCAGGGCCGCGUCUCCACGCCCCGAGGCGGUUCCUGAGCUCUUGACCGAGCUGGAGCCCCUCUUCCUCGGCAUCGGCACCGGCGCGCGCGACGAGUACGGCGAGCCCUUGACUACCGACACGGUGGCCGAGUCCCCGACGAAUGCCGACUUUAACGUCUACGACCGGGCGUACGAGGAGGAGGUGCAGCGCAUCAUGGCCAAUCCGGCGAGGAAACCGACAAUGUACCUAACACGUUUUGUCAAGGACAGGGAGAAUUACCGCACAGUGGCCAACGUUGUGGACGGCACGGGAGGACACGGCCCGGGUCCUGAGGAGGGUAAGGGGCGGUUCGCCGACUUGGUGACGAGGCUGGGGCAGGCGGCAAGGAGCAAGGAGGAGGGCAGGUAG